This is a messenger RNA of Vanderwaltozyma polyspora DSM 70294, 687 nucleotides long. It is a transcript of the gene IRC22, whose product is annotated as Irc22p. Lineage: Eukaryota; Fungi; Ascomycota; Saccharomycetes; Saccharomycetales; Saccharomycetaceae. The record is from RefSeq and is a predicted model, not a curated record. The transcript has a single exon. Bases 1 to 687 code for a protein of 228 amino acids. Gene Ontology annotation, cellular component: endoplasmic reticulum membrane.
AUGAAAUUGUUGUUCUUCAUCUGGUUUGCUAUUUUCAGCAAGGUUUUUGGUAUUUCUGAAGAGGUUGCUGAAGCUGCAGACGUUGUUUCAGAAGAUCUUAAGGAAGAUUUUGAUGUUGAAGAAUCUCCUGUUCAACAAUAUGUUAAUCUAAAUGUCACAUAUUCAAUUGUUGAAAGACCAGGUUUAAAUCUAACUGAUUUGUUUGAAUUUGUCCCAGAAGAAACAUUAACUUUGAACUACAAUCUUUACAAUGGUGAAAAUUCUUCAGUAAGUGUGGUUGGUGUUUCUGGUAAUGUCUAUACAUUUCCAGAUGGGUACUAUGCUGCUAACAUCACUGAAUCAAGUAUUGAACCAUUAGAAGUCAUGUUUAAUAGAUCUGCUAUAUUCCAACAAGAAGUUAGGUUGGUCUUACCAGAAGGUAGAUAUUAUUUGGAACCAGUGUUGAUUGUCGAAAAGGAUGAAAAACUAAUGAGAGUUGCUGUUCAACCAGUUACAGUUGAAAUUGCACCAUUACCAUUAUCUAUCUUCAAUCCACAAUUCUUAUCCAUUAUUGUUACUCUUGGGGCCUUGGUAGGUGGUGCUUUUUAUUAUUUGGUUUAUUUGAAAGCAUCAACUAAAGAAACCAAGGGUAAGUCAAAAACAGUUAAGGUCGAUGAAACAUGGUUGCCUGAUACAUACAAAAAAUAA